Messenger RNA from Lingula anatina, 3041 nucleotides. Its product is annotated as folylpolyglutamate synthase, mitochondrial. Gene Ontology annotation, molecular function: tetrahydrofolylpolyglutamate synthase activity; ATP binding. Gene Ontology annotation, cellular component: cytosol; cytoplasm; mitochondrion. NCBI's taxonomy places the organism in Eukaryota, Metazoa, Brachiopoda, Lingulata, Lingulida, Lingulidae. The record is from RefSeq and is a predicted model, not a curated record. Gene Ontology annotation, biological process: tetrahydrofolylpolyglutamate biosynthetic process.
AUCUGCUGCCAAUCCUGUUAAGAAGGGCCAGUAGAACUUCUCAAAGCGGAGAAGAGAUUAUUUAUACAUAUUGCAUUUAGCAUAAUAUAUUAAUGAUUUCGAGAAGAUAAAAAUCAAUUUAGUAAUCCAAAAUUAACCAUCGUUCAGAUGGGGUCAUACUAAAAUACGCAAACUGCGAAGUCCGCGAAAACCUCAAGUUGUAUCAUUACAACUGCAAAUAUUCGGCUAAUUUGUGGAGAACAUCGAAUGUUGGUAGUUUUUUUAUGAGGUUUUCGCCGAUCAACUUUUGGUUUUCGCGGUUUGCGUAUUUUGGUAGGACCGGUUCAGAUAUUAAUAUGUGACCGAGUUUUUGACCUGGUCAUCAACUGGUCAUGACAUGGGAAUGGGAGAUCUGCACUGACCCGGAUACAAGUUGUUAUGAUAAUUUAACUUGAUUGGGCUGGUCAGAUCUGGAUAAAAGUGUAAUGGAACUUAAAUUGGAGAAGACAGAGGAGUCUUUAGAGUCUCAGAGCAUGACGCCAUGGAAGAUGUUUCAGAGGUGCCAGUCCUACUUUCAGGCUGUUUCUACGCAAGGCACCAAGAUAUGCCCAAAACCAACUUUAGAUGAGGCCAUAGAUGCUUUGAAUGGUCUGCAGUCAAAUGCUGCUGUCAUUGAAAAGAAGCGACAAGACAGGGAGAAGAAUGGGCCAAACGUAACACAUUCAAAUGUGCCAGAAACCAAGAGAUUAUCAGAGCUGGUUGGAGUUACGUUAGAUGACAUUGAUAAGCUGAACGUCAUCCAUGUCAGUGGAACAAAAGGAAAGGGUUCCACGUGUGCUUUCUGUGAAAGUAUUUUACGUGCUCAUGGGUAUAAAACUGGUUUUUACAGUUCCCCUCACCUUGUCGAGGUCAGAGAAAGGAUCAGGCUCAAUGGUCUUCCUCUUUCUAAGGACAUGUUCACUGACUACUUCUGGCAGUGUUACAACAAACUGAUAGAAGGAAAGGACAGUGAUGGAGGAAGCAUGCCAUCUUACUUUAAAUUCUUGACAGUUAUGGCUUUCAAGGUGUUUGUUCAAGAAAAGGUAGAUGUUGCUGUGAUUGAAGUUGGAAUAGGAGGCCAGUAUGAUUGCACAAAUAUUGUCAGGAAGCCAGUGGUGUGUGGAAUAACAUCCCUAGGUAUAGACCAUGUCAGUAUUUUAGGAGAUACAAUUGAAAAGAUAGCCUGGCAGAAAGCAGGGAUUAUGAAGCCUGGUUGCCCAGCAGUUACAGUUCCCCAGCCAGGAGAUUCUUUACAAGUCAUCAACCAGAGAGCUAAAGAGAUAGGAAGUUCACUGACACUAGCUCCACCUAUAGAGAAGUAUGGCUGGUCAUCAAGCUCUUUGGAGUUGGGUAUUGCAGGUGAUGUACAAUAUAACAACGCUUCACUUGCUUUACAACUAUGUCAUACAUGGUUGAAGAAGAUGAAGGGGCAACAGGAUCUUACUAAAAAUGGUGUCAUUCCCCCUCAACCUCAUGGCCAGAGUGAAAAUGUAGAUGGAAUCCCAGAAGCAAAUAUAUUCGCAGUCACAGAUCUUUAUCACCAAGGUCUGAAGAAGUGCAGCUGGCCUGGUCGAAGUCAAACACUGAAGCAGGGCAGGAUUACUUAUUUUCUAGAUGGUGCCCAUACCCCAAGAAGUAUUGAGGUUUGUGGAGAGUGGUUCAAUAAAGCUUCAUCAAGAGAAAACAAGGAAAAUGGCAGAAUUGUACGUGUGUUGCUUUUCAAUUCCACAGGAGAGAGGGAGUCAAGAAAAAUACUGAAACCACUUGCGGGAUGUGGUUUUGAUUGUGCAGUGUUUUGUCCUAAUAUUGUCUCAACUAGUGGAGACCAUGCAGAUUUGACAAACAAUAUGGUAACCAUGGAAAAGCAAAUGUUGCGCUGCCAACAGAACAAAGAGGCCUUCGUCCAGUUGCUUCAAACUGCCUCUGCGAAUGGUCCCAGUGAUUCGGAUGAACAUGAUAUUGAAGGUAUCCCACGGAAACGAUCAAAAAAGGAGUACAACUUGAAGGAGUUGGACAUUGACUCUGACGUGAAUGAAAACCUCACAAAAUCGUAUGCACAAAAUGAACUGAAUGAUUUUGCCAAUUCUACCUCAGCUCCACAUCCAUUCUCACACAAGGCAACCAUUCCAACCUAUGCAUUUCCCACUAUAGUGGACACGUUAGGUUUUGUAUCUUGCGGAGAGGCUGGACCUAUUCCUAGUAAUGUGGACCUCCCAGAAAUCCUUAGCACUGCCAGUACUGUCCAUGUCUUGGUGACUGGGAGCUUGCAUCUUGUUGGUGCAAUGUUGAGUGUAUUGAAUCCAGACUUAAAUUAAGUAGCUCAAAUUGGUAUAUAUAUUUUUUUUUUCUCAGGUCACACAUGAUGCUUUGAGCCCAUGCCAUUUUAAAACAUGGCUGUGUGGCCUAAAACGAAUAACAUUGUAUGAAUGAAUAAAUAAAUGAACAGAUGUCAUUGGUAUAUAAAAAAUCAUAUAUGAGGUCUCAUUGGGUAGCACAUUUACCUAUCCUUUGUAUGUAUGGGAUGCAUUUUGUUAUUAACUUUGGCAAAUUAAUUGUUAGCCUUUUUCAGUGUCGGAAUGAAAUAAAAAUAAGCUAAUGGGGGUCACUUGUUUUCAGAACACAACUGUCGACUUUUAACAGAUCAUAAUUAUUUAUUACCGAAAAUUAUAUUUUUGGAUGCUUGCAUGUCUUUUUGUGCAACUUUUUAAGAAUGAUAAAUUACUUUUAAAUAUUAUUUGGUAUUGUAAAUUUUCAUUUUCUAUGAACACUGCAAAUUAUCUGAGUGUAUACUAUGUUCAUUCACUUUUAUCUACAGUAUAUUCUCAGUAAUGUUUGGAUAUGGGUUUAAUAUAAAAGAAUAGUUUUUAGUUGGACAUAUGUUAAUACCUACAAUCAUGAAAUGGAAAGUAGUUUCGAUUUAGUGAUUUGCAUCCUUGAUGAUGUGGAUCCUUAAUUUCUUGCUGUUUGUAACAGCAAAAUUAGGUGCGGCAAUAAAUUACGAAACAUGAACUAUUACCUGACUA